CAGUGGUCAUACUGCCAUUCAUUCAACAAUGAGUAUUCAAGUGCCUGCUGCCUCCCAGUCAUUGACCUUGGAAAGAAUGACAUAAUACUGCCUUUAUUAUUAUGAAAUUUGGAACGGUACAAUGAAAAAUGUGAUUAUUCUCUUUGAAUAGUGACUCACUGGAGUGUUGGAGGCUUUGUUUUGGCGUUAUCUUCUCUCUUCACAUUGACUUUACAUUUGGCCAGUGAGUAAAUCCUCCCAGGUAGGAUGAGAAGUGGUGUUCCUGGAAAGUUGUUUGGUUUGUUUGUGAGUCGCAAUGAUGAAGGUUAAGUAAAUCUAGGUUUGUCAGUAUGAGAAACAUUACCUUUCUUAAAGAAACAACCUGUUUUCGUUAUCACUAUUCUAAGAGAGAAUCCAAAAUAGCUUUAAAAACAGUCUAAUUACCGUCAGUGUCUUUGAGUCAAGUAGCUUUGUCCCCAGAUGACCUGUAUGGAAACCAGAGACCAAGAAAGGUAAGAGCAAGUGUGAAGGAACUUACAGAAAACUGUUUACACCAUGAUGGGCCAUUUGCUUUAGAUUUUUGUAUUUCAAACAAAUGCAAGAAUUCUGUCCUAGGUUAAAUACCGGUCUUUGUUAUCUGUAGGGUAAUAUGCUUUUAUCAUCAUGGAAUAGAGCUGUUCUUCCCUCUAGAGUUUUUAAUGACUGAAAUGAUGAUAAUAACAACUACUAAAGCAAAUAAUACUAACAAUAGCAAACAUCUGUAUCCUGUUUACUCUGUGUCAGACACUGUUCCAAGCACUCUACAUAGAUUGACUGAAUGAAAUCUCACACCAACCCUGUGAGUUAGGUAUUAUUAAUAUGAGGACGCAGGCGAUUUCUUGAUAGAGUAAUAGUGUGCAUUUUGGCCUCAAAGAAAAGUUUCUGCUUGGAUCCACUAAAACCCAGAUGUAAUGUGGAGGCUUAACUAAACAAGAGUUUCUAAACAUUUUGAUGCUUUUACAUUUUCUGUUACAUCCGCUAUGCCAGAAACUCUACCUCCAGUGAAUUGUUGGGAGAAAGCGUAGUUGCAUGUUAUUAAGUAUGUCUGCCAUGAGCGCAUUUAAUUUCUCAGAGCUUCUAGUGAUGCCUCAUGGAGCUCUGGGUUUAUAGCAUGUUAGCAAUUCCUCACUAAAAGGCACCUGGUAGCUGGCCCAGCCCCCUCAGAAAAAUGAGGUGAGGAGAGCAGACUCGAUGUGGAUAAAGUCAUGCAGCAAAUCAACAACAGACCCAGGCCUUACACCCAGGACUUCUACCUCCUAACCUAGAGCUUUUUAUUUUUUUUAAUCUUUGUACUUAGCUGCCUUGUUAGACACAGUUAAGAAACCUAUGAAGUGUGCUGUUCAGCUGGAGUAGAAAAGUGAAAUGGAGAGUUAUAGCUAUUAACCCAGUUCAUAAAUUCCAAUGGAUGGAAGCUCUUAUUCACUCUUACUUGGAAAAAUAGCCGAAGUGAAGAGAAAUUGAGGGCAGAGCAUCACAGCACAGUUGUUACAGUUGAAUGAAUGAAAGAAAUAAUAAAAUGGAAACAGAGUUUAAGAUAUUCUAGUAAGAGUGUGACAGGACCAGGGAAUAUUGAGUCUUAAGCCUAAUAAAGCAGGUUGAGGUGGUAGGUACUCUGCUCCAGGCCUUGAACUUUGACAGCAGCAGGGCUGUAAAUGUGAAGUGAUAAUCAGUUUGCAAAUGUUCUGGCUGCAGCUGUACCAGAUGGGAUUCAGUGAUUCCCAUUCAGCUAACACCAAAUGAAUAUUUGUCACAUACUUGACACUGAUGAUGGUGGGACGAGACACGGUUCCUGCCUAUUAAGGAGAGUCGGAAGUAGCCACAGGAGGAAAAUAGCUACAAGAGUCUAAGUGCUAUUGUGCAGAUACAAGAAAUGUGCUGCAGGUGUACAAAGAAGAGUGCCCUUAGCUCUGGCCACGGCGUAGAGGGAAGGCUUCCUGGAGAAGCUAGCAUUUUCGAGAAAUGCCAUCAGUGAGAAGUAAAAUGUUGGCGAAGAGAGAAGCCUAGAGGGAAGGUAGAUGGGAGUUAACGCUCAAGGAGAAUCUAGUUUGCCUGCGGUAAAGGAGGUGCUGUCUCUUUACCCACACUCCAGUGACACAAAAUGCCCUUCAAUGGUGAGAAGCAGUGUGUGGGCGAGGACCAGCCAAGUGAUUCAGACUCUUCCCGGUUUUCCGAAAGCAUGGCUUCGCUCAGUGACUAUGAGUGCUCCAGGCAGAGCUUUACCAGUGACUCUUCUAGCAAAUCCAGCUCUCCUGCUUCAACAAGCCCUCCCAGAGUUGUAACAUUUGAUGAAGUGAUGGCUGCAGCAAGGAACUUAUCAAACAUGACUCUUGCUCAUGAGAUUGCUGUAAAUGAGAACUUUCAAUUGAAACAAGAUGCCCUCCCUGAGAACAGCUUGGCCGGUAGAGUGAGGCACGUUGUCCACCAGGCCUUCUGGGACGUCUUGGAAUCAGAACUGAAUGCUGAGCCCCCUGAGUAUGAACACGCCAUCAAGCUGUUUGAAGAAAUCAGAGAGGUUCUCCUCUCUUUUCUGACUCCUGGUGGCAACCGGCUUCGCAACCAGAUCUGUGAAGUUUUGGACACAGACCUCAUUAGGCAGCAGGCUGAGCACAGUGCUGUCGACAUCCAAGGCCUAGCCAACUACGUCAUCAGUACGAUGGGAAAGCUGUGCGCUCCUGUGCGAGAUGAUGAUAUCAGAGAGUUAAAGGCUACCUGCAACAUCGUGGAUGUGCUGAGACAAAUAUUUCAUGUCCUGGAUCUCAUGAAAAUGGACAUGGUCAAUUUUACAAUUAGGAGUCUGAGACCACAUCUCCAACGCCAGUUGGUAGAUUAUGAGAGAACCAAGUUCCAAGAAAUUUUAGAAGAAACUCCGAGUGCUCUUGAUCAAACUACAGAAUGGAUAAAAGAAUCUGUACAUGAAGAAUUACUUUCUCUUUCUGAGACUGCUUUAACUCCCGGGGCCAAAAACAGCUCCAAGCCAAGCCUGAGCCCUACAUUGGUGCUAAAUAAUAGUUAUUUGAAAUUGUUACAGUGGGAUUAUCAGAAAAAAGAAUUACCAGAGACACUCAUGACAGAUGGAGCACGUCUUCAGGAACUGACAGAAAAGCUGAAUCAACUGAAAAUGAUUGCCUGCCUGUCCCUAAUCACCAACAACAUGGUGGGUGCUAUGACAGACGGCCUACCUGAGCUUGCAAUCAGGGUAAAAAAGAUUUCAGCUGUUCUACUUGAAGGCAUGAACAAAGAGACCUUUAACUUGAAGGAAGUCCUAAAUUCUAUCGGUGUUCAGACUUGUGUCGAGGUAAACAAGACCCUGAUGGAGAGAGGUUUACCUGCUCUAGAUGCUGAGGUUCAAGCUAACCUUGUAGGUCAAUUCUCAAGCAUUGAAGAGGAGGACAAUCCUAUCUGGUCCUUGAUUGAAAAACGAAUCCAGCUAUACAUGAAAAGCCUACUUUGUCUGCCAAACCCUCCAAAAUGCAUGCCUGCCGUGCCAGGAGGCCUCACUGUCGUUCAGCAGGAGCUAGAGGUGCUAGGCUCGCAAUAUGCAAGCAUUGUGAAUCUCAACAAACAAGUGUAUGGACCAUUUUAUGCAAAUAUACUUCGAAAGCUGCUCUUUAGUGAGGAAGCCACGGGGAAGGCGGAAGCUUCAUCAUCUACUAACUAAAGAGGAACUGACAUUGGAUAAGAGAUUGGAAGCCCAGCACUUAGGUACCCAGUCUGUUUCCAUCAAUGGCAUUUCAGAUGCGGCACGUUCUCAGUCCUGUCUGUGGCACAGCGUUAGCCCGAAUCUGUAUAAUUCAGUAAUAUUAGCAUUGCAAAGACAUGCACGUUGUAAUGACCCUGUUUGUGCACUAUCUACAAGUCCAAAAGAGAUGUUUUUAAUGAACAGCAAGCAAUUUGUAAUUAAUUAUAUUACCUAUAUAAUACUUGUAAAUGUUUUCUUAAGCAUAUAUAUCUGGCUUAUUCAUUCAACCUGUAAGGAGUUGUAUUUCACAUCAAAUCUAAUGAUUUUUUUUAACUUUGGUACAGCUUCUUAAAGGGUUGAAAGUUGUGAACAUAACCAAGGGGAUUGAUGUUCUGAAUAAAUGAUAUGAAGUAAGGGAUAAUCGUAUUUUAAAUGUACAAUUAAAUUUUAUUAAUGUGUAAUAGAAGCUUACGUAGUAUAUAUACGUAGUAUAUUCUACAAAUAUACCAAAUCACACUUUGUGAUACCAAUUGUCAGUAUUUGUUUAGAAUUUCAAUGUAUUAAAUACAUUUUAAAGCUACAUACAAAUUUUAGAUAAAACCUCCCUUGUUCAUUUAGUGAAAAUAGAAACAAACCCCUUCUAAAAUUUUAUUCUAGAGGGUGGAUUCUUCUCACUUAUCCUGCUCUCUGAGGGAAACAGUUUUUGCACACAUCUCUUCGUGAAUGUCCCUGCAUUUCUCAGGCCACUGAUAAGGUUUAUAUAAGAUUUUAAUAUUUUUACAUAAGGCAGGAGUGGUUUGAAUUGUUUUACUUGUAAGAAGAAAAAUUGAUAAAACAAGAUGCCCAUUCUCAGUGAAAUUCAUGUCUGAAAAAGAAACAGUUGAACUCUGGAAUUUUUAACCAUAUAAUGUGCUAGCAAACGCCUUCUGCGCUGUUUAAAUUCUUACCUGCUGUGACCAAGAUGCUCUUCUAAGUAUCAUCAUCAUUUGCCACUCUUAUGCAUUUAAUUAAACUUUGCCAAGCUGGCACUGGUUGUCAGGAUUCUAGAGAAAUCUGCAUACUGUCCUGGAAUUACAUACUUCUUCCAAAAUGUUAAGUGAAGCACUACCUUUUGGACGGACUCAGCCUGGAAAGUGCUUUAUUUGCAUGAAGUGCAUUUUGAUUGUUUGGUUUUCUGAGGACUCAUUGAACCUUAGUAAUUUGAUGGGGAAGAGUGGGUAGGAAGUAAAAAAUAAUGCUCCUUUCUUCCUCUCUUCCUCACCACGACCUUCACCAUUAUGGUGCUACCUAAUUAUUUGAUAAAGUUCUAGGAAAUGAUUGUGUGAGUAAAUUAUCUCCGGUCUUUACAUUUUGGAGGGAUCUGCCAGAAUUCGAGGAAAUUUUGAAAGUCAGUUUUUUUUCCUCAUGUGACCAAUACAUAAAUCAGCCACUCUGUCCAUUUGAGCAGCUGUGUAUAAAUGGAAUUUUACUGAAGAGCACAUCAUUGGUCUCACCCAUUGUUUCCCUCUUCCUGUAUUUCCAUUCUGCCUGUUUCCUAUGCUUAGAAACCAAAAGGUGCUGUAGAUUUUGUUUUCAUUUUCUCUUACGUUGAAGUAGUUUUCAACUGUGUUCACUUUGGGGCCUGGACAGCAGGGAGGGUGUGACAUAGAAAUGUAAUGUGUAGCAUAACUUUUUGUUGCUUUCUGAGGUGAACUGUAUAUUUAACCAGAAGACCAGGUGAUACACUUUUUUAUUAUCAGAUUGGAAUCCAUCUGGUAUUCUUAUAUACUUGAUUAUACUGAGUUGCCAGCAGGAAAACAAUGUGCAAACAUUUUUUAAAAGUGCAUUUAAAAUGAAGGGCAUUCUGCCUUUUUUUUUUUUUUUUAAGUGACAAAGUAAAUCUCAAUGUCUAAAGUCUGGAUUUAGGCAACUACAUUUAUUAGGAUUUUAAAAUCCUAUCCCUUAGCGUGUUGUUUACUUGGUUUUUACUGAAAUGUUUACUUCUACUUUUGAGAAUUUUCUUAACAUGGUCUUGUUUUGUAAUGUCAAUUUUAUUAAACACCAUACACACAUUUUCAUUCUUCUUCUGCUAAAACAUGUAUUGUGUGCGCUAGUCAAAUUUUAAAGCAUUAAAAAUUAUUUCAAGAUA
Messenger RNA from Aethalodelphis obliquidens (Pacific white-sided dolphin), 5825 nucleotides. RefSeq names its product t-complex 11 like 2 (gene TCP11L2). Gene Ontology annotation, biological process: signal transduction. The transcript has 11 exons. The coding region runs from base 2117 to 3676 and encodes 519 amino acids. Lineage: Eukaryota; Metazoa; Chordata; Mammalia; Artiodactyla; Delphinidae. The record is from RefSeq and is a predicted model, not a curated record.